GUCUGUACUUCAAGAAAUAAAAAUAUUAAAUUGGGAUGAGUCUACAUUACUAAAAAAUCUACUAUUCUUUAUUUGAACAUUUUAACAACUUGUAAUCAUCAGUCUCUACUAUUUAUAUUCCUGCAUUACAAUGAGCUUAAUCAAUUUUUAUUAAUUUAUUAGUUUACAUUUUAUAUUCUAAUUUAAUUUGAAGGAAAAUGUCACUUUACUGUUGUGUAAUGUACAUGAUUUUUUCUCCUACCUUUAAAUAUUUCACUUUCUUGUUCUAUUUGUUUAUCUAAAAAUAACUGAUAUAAACAUUAGGGUAGAGCAGUAAAAUGUGCAUUAUAGUUUACUUGGCAGAUAGAUUCGAUUUAUCGGAGCUUAUGGCUUUAGGAUGUGAUGGCACUCCCACCAGUACGGGUGCUAAAGGUGGAAUAAUUUGCAUUAUCGAAUCGAGACUAGGACGAUCACUUCACUGGUUUGUGUGCCAGUUUCAUGGAAACGAACUUCCUUUGCAGCACUUGUUUCAGAAUUUAGAUGGACGAACAACAGGACCAGAAACUUUUAGUAGAUCAAUUGGCCUUUUAUUACAGAAAAGUGAAACCUUUCCCUUGAUCAAAUACAAACAUAUUAAAAUAGAAGUAGAUCUACUGUCGUUUGAUGUUAAAGAUCUAAGUACUGAUCAAAGAUACUUGUUGGAAAUUUAUCAUGCAGUUGUAAACAGCGUAAGUCCAAUUGAAUUAGCUAAUUAAUCCCCUGGAAAGCUAAAUUAUGCUCGCUAGUUAACAUUUGCCAAUCGUAUAUUGAGGUUAUAUGUUGGAACUGAAAACCCAUCACAAGAAUAUGUUUUGAAAGUUUAUGCACCAGAUUGGUUCACUAUAAAGAAAAACAAAUUAUGCUCUGAUGGUGCACACAAUCAUUGGAAACUUAGUAAAUAUUCUAGAUUUAUGAAAAGAUAAUAUUUAAAGUUCAUAGAUCCUGUCAUUCAGCGCAAUGCUUUUUUUGCGCAUGCAGAAAACAAGUGUUUGAAUCUUUAAAGUACCAACAUUUAACUCUAAAGCAAAUGAUUACAGGCAUGAGAUGAUUAACUGGCAAAACCUAACAAUAACCGAACCACCGUCUUUUCGUAAUAAAACAGACGCAGAUCUUGAAGACGCAAUUCGAAUUAAAAGAAUGUUUGAUAUUCCGAAAUUUCCUUGCCACACCUAAGCCGUGGAACAAGUCAUUUAGCUUGUUACUGAGGCUUCUUCAUUGGUGAGUGGAUCCAGAAGAUGAGAUGGCUUUAUAAAAGCCAAACUAAAGUUCCAAAUUUUAAUGCCAUCUUUUGAAACCAAAAAAGAAUAUAAAUUUGAAAAGUAAUUAAUUGUUCAUCACUUUUAAGAUCGUGAAUUAAUUUAAGAUCCUAGCAUCGGUUGGGAGGUUGGGCUGGGAUUGGGUGGAGCUCCAAGUGGUGAGCUCUGGGUUACUUUGUUUUUAUUUAAACAAAGUAAGCGAGGAACUGCUUCGAAGAGUUAAGACAUUUAUGAAUUUUAUUACUUCUGGCGGACCCUGUAUAAAUUAAUUUUUUUUAAACUCUAAUUUUGCCAUGUAAGGAUAUUUAUUAUCCAUUGGUUUUUUACUAUGAGACAACAAAAAAAUAGUAAAAAUAUGUUUUGUUUCGUCUGAAAGAAAAUAAACUUUUUUUUCU
This is a messenger RNA of Psylliodes chrysocephalus, 1669 nucleotides long. NCBI's taxonomy places the organism in Eukaryota, Metazoa, Arthropoda, Insecta, Coleoptera, Chrysomelidae. The record is from the annotation of a GenBank genome assembly.